AUACAAUAUCGACCGCGAAUAGUUUACCAAUUGAAUACCUGCACACUUCUUGAUUUAGUGCUGCGACAUUCCAUUAACGACGACGACACGCGUUUGGAAAUAGUACCGGAAACUUAAUUCUCGUCGCGUGAUACUCAUGAUGCAAGUCAAGUUUAGAGAUAAGUGGCGCAAGAGACGACAAAUGCCAUUGAUCAUUCACGAAUGUAACGUUGUAUGUGAAUGUGAGUGCAUGAAGAAGAAGUGCAAUGAGAUGGAAGACAUGGAAAAUGAAGGGAGGAGGAGACCUGAGAGGCAUCGGGCGUCGGUGGAGUUACUACGGAGCGCAUCAAAUCGCGAUGAGACGACGUUACGACAGCAGAAAUGCGCGUGCAUGCAAUUGCGUUGCGUCGUCGCGACGCUAAAGAAUUCACCGGCAUUUUGAAUGGAAGCGCAGUGUCAAGAUAGCACGAAGGAGCGGUACACGAUCGAAUCAAUCGUCGACAGAUCACCAUCUCGUGACAAAAACGGUCGUCGCUUCGAGCAACAAAUUCCGCGCCAUGAGGACUGCGUGGAUCCUCUCUUUGGUGAUGUCACCGUUGUUGGUGCUAGGUAGUCCAGCGGGUAACACUAUUAGAGAAGGAGGCAUCAAAAUCGGAAACAGGGGAACAGUCAAGGGCGUAAACGUGGGUAGAGGCAAUUCAGCAGUUCGUAUCGGUGAAGGAACUAGACUAUCGAACUCAACGAGACAGCGAUCAUUUCCGACUACCACAACCACCACGACUACUCCUACGCGUUUCACACCGCAAUCUUCUGUGGGGAAUAAUUAUAACAUCACCGAUCUCAAGGUGGGCAUGAUGGUACCGUACAAAUCCUUCGGCGUGAGAGAGUACACCAGAGCAGUCACUACCGCUAUUAACACACUGCAGAGAAGUACGAGGGGUCCAAGACUGGGGCUUUUCCAGCGAUAUGAUCUUCAUGUCAAGAUAGCGAUGAAGGAACUUACGCCUAGCCCAACUGCUAUCUUAGACUCGCUUUGCAAGGAGUUUCUUUCGGUGAACGUAUCGGCCAUCUUAUAUCUUAUGAACUACGAGCAAUACGGACGCAGUACGGCCAGCGCUCAAUAUUUUCUUCAAUUGGCCGGUUACUUAGGAAUUCCUGUGAUUGCGUGGAAUGCCGAUAAUUCUGGUCUGGAGAGACGGGCGUCGCAGAGUAGCCUGCAGCUGCAACUGGCACCGUCGCUGGAACAUCAGACCGCGGCGAUGCUGAGUAUCCUGGAGAGGUACAAGUGGCAUCAGUUUAGCGUAGUCACCUCGCAAAUAGCUGGUCACGACGACUUCAUACAGGCGGUCAGAGAGAGAAUCUCCGACAUGCAGGACACAUUCAAGUUCACCAUACUGAGCGCCAUUCUGGUUACCGAACCGCACGAUUUGCUCGAGUUAGUUAAAAGCGAGUCGCGAGUGAUGCUACUGUACUCGACCAGAGAAGAGGCUACUCAUAUCCUGACCGCUGCAAGGGAAUACAAAAUUACUGGCGAGAAUUAUGUGUGGGUCGUCACGCAAAGCGUUAUCGAGAAUCUACAAAGUCCCAGUCAGUUUCCGGUCGGAAUGUUAGGUGUACAUUUCGAUACGAGCAGUGAGAGUUUGGUAAGCGAAAUCACCACGGCAAUCAAGGUCUACGCUUAUGGUGUCGAGGACUUUGUCAAUGAUCCGAAAAAUGCGAAUCGAAGUCUGAACACUCAAUUGAGCUGCGAAGGCGUCGGUGAAUCACGAUGGAGCACAGGGGAUCUAUUUUUCAAAUAUUUGAAGAACGUUUCGGUCGAGGGUGAUCAAGGAAAGCCAAACGUAGAGUUCACUCAAGAUGGUGUGUUAAAGGCGGCGGAGUUGAAAAUUAUGAACCUUCGACCAGGAGUUAGCAAACAGCUCGUCUGGGAGGAGAUCGGUGUCUGGAAGUCUUGGGAGAAAGAGGGUCUUGAUAUUAAGGACAUCGUCUGGCCGGGCAAUACCCAUACUCCUCCGCAAGGCGUUCCAGAGAAAUUUCACCUCAAAAUAACCUUUCUGGAGGAGCCUCCCUACAUCAAUCUUGCACCGCCCGAUCCUGUGACCGGAAAAUGCCUGGUGGAUCGUGGUGUUGAGUGUCGUGUGGCUAAGGAUUCUGAUAUGGUUGAAGUAGAUAUUCAAUCGGCACAUAGGAAUGGGAGCUUUUAUCAGUGCUGUAGUGGAUUUUGCAUCGAUCUGCUGCAGAAGUUUUCCGAGGAAAUUGGUUUUACUUUCGAGCUCGUAAGGGUGGAGGAUGGCAAGUGGGGUACUUUGGAGAAUGGGAAGUGGAAUGGGCUUAUAGCUGAUCUCGUCAACCGAAAGACCGAUAUGGUCAUGACUUCGUUGAUGAUCAAUUCGGAAAGAGAAGCGGUAGUCGAUUUCACUGUACCUUAUAUGGAAACUGGUAUUGCCAUUGUUGUAGCAAAAAGAACAGGCAUAAUAUCUCCCACUGCGUUUUUAGAACCGUUCGAUACGGCUUCAUGGAUGCUAGUAGGCAUUGUUGCAAUACAUGCCGCGACGAUAAUGAUACUGCUCUUCGAGUGGGCAUCACCCUCUGGAUUCGACAUGAAGAAUAAUCCAUCGACGAACCAUCGAUUUUCUUUUUGUCGUACGUACUGGCUGGUCUGGGCCGUGUUAUUUCAGGCUGCCGUCCAUAUCGACUCUCCCAGAGGAUUUACAGCUAGAUUUAUGACGAAUGUCUGGGCAUUAUUUGCCGUGGUCUUCCUCGCCAUUUACACUGCCAAUUUGGCUGCCUUCAUGAUCACGCGGGAAGAAUUUCAUGAAUUCAGCGGUGUGGAUGAUCACAGGCUCGCUAAGCCCUUUUCUCACAAACCCAUGUUCAAAUUCGGCACGAUACCAUGGAGUCACACAGAUAGUACGCUUGCAAAGUAUUUCAAGGAGAUGCACUCCUACAUGAGGGCUUUCAAUAAAAGCAGCGUUGCAGAUGGUAUCGAAGCUGUCGUUACUGGAGACAUGGAUGCGUUCAUUUAUGAUGGCACAGUUUUGGACUAUUUGGUCGCUCAGGAUGAGGAUUGUCGAUUGCUAACGGUCGGAUCAUGGUAUGCCAUGACGGGAUAUGGUCUGGCGUUUUCCAGGAACUCAAAGUUCUUACAAAUGUUCAACAAGCAGCUGUUGGACUAUAGAGAUAACGGAGAUCUGGAGCGGUUGAGAAGAUACUGGAUGACUGGGACGUGCAAACCUGGGAAGGAAGUACAAAAGAGUAGCGAUCCGCUAGCAUUGGAGCAAUUCUUGAGCGCAUUUCUGUUAUUGAUGAUGGGUAUUCUUUUGGCGGCAGUCUUUUUACUUUUGGAACACCUGUAUUUCAAAUACAUCAGACAACACUUGGCAAAAAGCGACGACGGUGGCACAUGCGCUAUUUUCAGCCUGAGCGUGGGGAAGUCCUUGACUUUUCGUGGUGCAGUGUACGAAGCGCAAGAUAUCUUAAGGCAUCAUAGAUGCAAGGAUCCGAUCUGCGACACCCACUUAUGGAAGGUCAAGCAUGAACUUGAUAUGGCUAAGAUCAGGAUACGACAGCUUGAGAAGGAUCUUGAGGCCCACGGAAUAAAGCCAACUCAGACCAAGUAUAUCGAUGCCGUCGAGGUUGCCCGUCCGAGGGACAUGAGUAGAAACCAUGUGGUCAGUACGGAAUACGCCGAGACGUUCCUACCCACGGAGAUUUACAGGAUUCCGGAUGAUGAUGUGACUAGGACGGAAAUCGCCGAAAUGGAGACAGUUCUGUGAUCGUAAGAGGAUUGGCUUCAGUCGCCCAAUCACGCAACACUGGAAGCGUAUGGGACGAACAGAGAGGCCUCUGAAGACUCCAGAAACAAUGCGAUUUGAAUAAAAAAUCGCGUCCUGUUGCUCCUGCCUCGAACAACGAGCCCCACCCACAUCAACCUUUCGUUCGGACGAAGACGCUGAUCCGCUGAUAUCGAUCCUCGGAAACUGUCGUCGCGCGCGCGGUGAAACAACGAGAGGAGGAACGUCGUCAGUGCCUAUCAAUGAUUGAGAGUCAACCAGACCAAGAAGACACCAAUCGAGGAUAUUUUGUGACUCAAAGAAGUGCAUUUGUUACCGACACUCGCAUUAUACUCUUGAAAGAUGCAUCUUUUGAAACAUUGGAAGGAAUGCAUUUGCAUGACAAUUUGCAACUUUGCGUUCACAUAACAAUAGUGAUCGUUGUGUGAAAAUGUUUCAAAAAAUUACUGAAUCUUUGUAACGCUCGGACGAAUGCUCAAUAAUCGAGCAGGAUUUCAGUCUCUCUACGAGAGAUUUAUUUUUAACAGCACGAUCGACAGGCUACGUCGUCGACAUUGAAGCUAACUGCUCCGUGUUCACGUAGGUGUGUGCAAAGAUUUAUUUCAAAAUUUCAACCGGUGCCUAAAAUCGUUUG
Messenger RNA from Trachymyrmex cornetzi, 4407 nucleotides. RefSeq names its product glutamate ionotropic receptor NMDA type subunit 2 (gene Nmdar2). Gene Ontology annotation, biological process: monoatomic ion transport. Gene Ontology annotation, molecular function: signaling receptor activity; ligand-gated monoatomic ion channel activity. The transcript has 18 exons. The record is from RefSeq and is a predicted model, not a curated record. Bases 537 to 3755 code for a protein of 1072 amino acids. NCBI's taxonomy places the organism in Eukaryota, Metazoa, Arthropoda, Insecta, Hymenoptera, Formicidae. Gene Ontology annotation, cellular component: membrane.